Helobdella robusta is the source of this 2151-nucleotide messenger RNA. RefSeq lists its product as hypothetical. Gene Ontology annotation, cellular component: cytoplasm. Gene Ontology annotation, biological process: microtubule cytoskeleton organization; protein phosphorylation; intracellular signal transduction. The transcript has 14 exons. NCBI's taxonomy places the organism in Eukaryota, Metazoa, Annelida, Clitellata, Rhynchobdellida, Glossiphoniidae. The annotation marks the transcript as partial. Gene Ontology annotation, molecular function: protein serine/threonine kinase activity; tau-protein kinase activity; ATP binding. The record is from RefSeq and is a predicted model, not a curated record.
GGUUGCGAGCAACGAAUAUCCUCUCGGAGUCGAGGGCCAGAUGAACCGCACAUUGGCAAAUAUCGACUCAUCAAAACGAUAGGAAAAGGAAAUUUUGCGAAGGUCAAACUAGCCAAGCACGUCCCUACUGGCCGAGAGGUUGCCAUUAAGAUUAUUGACAAAACUCAACUAAAUCCAUCUAGUCUUCAAAAACUUUUCAGAGAAGUAAGGAUUAUGAAGAUGCUAGACCAUCCAAACAUUGUAAAGUUAUUUGAAGUGAUUGAAACUGAAAGGACAUUGUAUCUAGUUAUGGAAUACGCUAGUGGAGGUGAGGUGUUUGAUUACUUGGUGGCCCAUGGCAAGAUGAAGGAGAAGGAGGCAAGGGCAAAGUUCAGGCAGAUCAUCUCAGCUGUUCAGUACUGCCAUCAGAAGCAUAUCGUACAUAGAGAUCUCAAGGCGGAAAAUUUACUCCUAGAUGCAGACUUAAACAUAAAGAUUGCUGACUUUGGCUUUAGCAAUGAGUUCACCAUAGGAGCCAAACUUGAUACUUUCUGUGGCAGUCCUCCAUAUGCUGCCCCUGAACUUUUUCAAGGUAAGAAAUAUGACGGUCCUGAAGUUGAUGUCUGGAGUCUCGGUGUCAUCCUUUAUACACUGGUCAGUGGCUCACUGCCAUUUGAUGGUCAGAAUCUCAAGGAACUUAGGGAAAGAGUACUGCGAGGAAAGUACAGGAUCCCAUUCUACAUGUCAACCGACUGCGAAAACCUACUGAAGAAAUUUCUCAUACUAAAUCCUGUGAAGAGGCACUCGUUAGAGAACAUAAUGACUGAUCCCUGGGUGAAUGUUGGUUAUGAGGAAAGCAAGUUGAAACCGUACCUAGAGCCAGUCAAAUGCAUUGAUACAAAAGUCAUCGACAUGAUGGUAGCAAUGGGGUACAGUAGAAAGGACAUAGAACAUUCACUGAAUAGCAACAAGUAUGACAAUCUAACUGCCACCUACCUACUCUUAGGGAGGCCAGCGCCUGAGUCUGAAAAUUUUGACUCAAUGCAAUCCGGUCAAACUCCUCGACUUCAAACUGGCCCCCUACGUCCAGGUAGUGAUAUCAACACACUCGCACUAAUCCCUAACAAUCAACAAAACAGUGAUGUACCUAACACAGCCGAGAAGAUCCCCAGACCCUCCAGUACUAACCCCCAACAUAAAGCCAACAGUCGAAGACCGAGCUACGACACUCAUAACAAUAAUGCUGACAACCUAACGAACAACCUGACGAUAAUGACGUCAUCGUCAGUGGCAGCGGCUGCCAACUCCGCUACCAAUGCAACGUCAUCGACGACGUCAUCAUCGUCGACGACCUCAAAAUCGACCGCGCCAUCUCUCCUGAAAAACAGCUCUACUGUUGCAGCCACUCUCUCCUCCUCAUCCAAUACGUCAACGAUCAACGAGCAACACGUCGGUAAAGAUGGUAAAAGUAAGAAUGUAUCCAAGGCGACGAAUAACAAUAACGUCGCUGGCACCUCUAUACCCCCUGCUAUCACACACGAAAGCCACUCACCAGCAACGACGUUAGCGAGCACUGCCUCUUCGAAAUUUCCUCGAGGUGUGGGGGCCAGGAGCACCGUCUGCGGUGUGCCCAACAAGGACGGGGUACCCACCUCGAACAGGAGUGGUCAGGCCUCCACGUUGAAUGGGCCCGCCGGAAAUAAUAUGCUGGGCGGUGUCGGGGGUAAUUAUCAAUAUUCGUCCACUAGAUCUUCCUUCCUUGAGAAAUUGACAUCUAAGUUCGGCCGCAGGUCUGUUCAGCAUCAACAACAAUCACAGCACCACACAUUGUUGGAGUCAUCUGGCGUCUACUCGUCUGCCAUGCCUAACUCUACGAAACCUCGCUCGCUACGUUUCACCUGGAGUAUGAAGACGACCAGUUCGAAGGACCCAAGUGAGAUGAUGAGAGAGAUCAGACGCGUGCUCGAUAAUAACUCCUGCGACUAUGAACAGCGGGAUCGUUUCCUGUUGCUGUGUUGUCACGGGGACGCAGAUUCCGUGGUGCAGUGGGAGAUGGAGGUGUGCAAGCUGCCUCGUCUCUCGCUCAACGGCGUACGAUUUAAGAGGAUAUCGGGGACUUCCAUCGGGUUCAAAAAUAUCGCGUCUAAAAUCGGAGAGGAACUUAAGUUGUAA